Galeopterus variegatus (Sunda flying lemur) is the source of this 552-nucleotide messenger RNA. RefSeq names its product tumor necrosis factor (ligand) superfamily, member 4 (gene TNFSF4). Gene Ontology annotation, biological process: immune response. The transcript is spliced from 3 exons. Gene Ontology annotation, cellular component: membrane. Gene Ontology annotation, molecular function: cytokine activity; tumor necrosis factor receptor binding. Lineage: Eukaryota; Metazoa; Chordata; Mammalia; Dermoptera; Cynocephalidae. The record is from RefSeq and is a predicted model, not a curated record. The coding region runs from base 1 to 552 and encodes 183 amino acids.
AUGGAAGGGGUCCAAUCCCUGGACGAGAAUGUGGGAAACACACAAAGACCAAGAUUCGAGAGGAACAAGCUAUUGCUGGUGGCCUCCGUGAUUCAGGGGCUGGGGCUGCUCCUGUGCCUCACCUUCAUCUGCCUGCACUUCUUUGCUCCUCAGGUAUCACCUCAGUAUCCUCCAAUUCAAAAUAUCAAAGUACAGUUUACCAGGUGUGAGAAGGAGAAAGGUUUCAUCAUCACAUCCAAAAUCAAGGAUAAAACCAUGAAGGUGCAAAACAACUCCAUCAUCAUCAGAUGUGAUGGGUUUUAUCUAAUCUCCCUGAAGGGCUACUUUUCCCAGGAGGUCAACAUCAGCCUUCAUUACCGGAAGGAUCAGGAGCCCCUUCUGCUCCUGAGCAAGGUCAGGUCUGUCAACUCUAUCAUGGUGGCCAAUCUGGCUUUCAAAGACAAAGUCUACUUGAAUGUGACCACUCACAAUAUCUCCUGUGAAGACCUCCAGGUGAACGGAGGGGAACUGAUUCUCAUCCAUCAAACUCCUGGUGAAUUCUGUGCCUACUGA